This is a messenger RNA of Caenorhabditis sp. 36 PRJEB53466, 348 nucleotides long. The record is from the annotation of a GenBank genome assembly. NCBI's taxonomy places the organism in Eukaryota, Metazoa, Nematoda, Chromadorea, Rhabditida, Rhabditidae.
AUGUCCGAGAGCCCAACCGCCAUCGUGAUGCCCCCGCCGUACAUGGAUCCGGCAAACGCGCAGGUCAAGAAGCAGAACCAGCGGUUCCGGCAAGAGUCGAUGCGGAAGAUGAAGGUCUGCGAGCACUGCGGAGCGCUGCCCCAUUCACAAAUCAGAAAUCUGCCCAGUGAGCAAGGUAAGUUACGUUCGCCGCUUGAUGAAAUGACUUCAAAUAUUUCAGUGUUCGUCUGGCCGGCCGCCCGCCCCGAAAACUCUAUCCAUCAGGAUUCGCGCCAGUUCAUCGGCUACGUGAUCGUGAUUGCUCUCGUCAUUUUCGGCCUUUUCGCCGCUUGCAAGUAUCUCCCCUGA